Messenger RNA from Electrophorus electricus (electric eel), 2811 nucleotides. It is a transcript of the gene cttnbp2nla, whose product is annotated as CTTNBP2 N-terminal like a. The record is from RefSeq and is a predicted model, not a curated record. Lineage: Eukaryota; Metazoa; Chordata; Actinopteri; Gymnotiformes; Gymnotidae.
UUCCCUCUACUUCUCGAAAUGCAGUAUGUAGCCCCCUCUAAAUCAAAAUUUGAUGACCGGUGUAGGAACUGAACAAAACUGGAAUGGCACCGACAACAGAGUCCAGGCUGAAUGUGGACACCCUUAGUAAGCAGGAUUUGCUGAUGCUCUUCAGUGUGCUGGAAGGAGAGCUGGAGGCUCGAGAUCUUGUCAUCCAGGCCCUCAGGGCCCAGCGGAGGGACGCGUAUGUAUGGGAGCGUUACGGAAGGUACGACCUCAGCGAUCCAUUCCUCGCCCUACAGAGGGAUGGCGAGGUGCUCCAAGGCUCCGGUCAGGCAAGGGGAGCUGGGGCAAGUGCACCCCAGAAAUGGGAGAGUGCACGUGGGGCUGCUGGGCGCUCUGAUCCCUUGGCCAUGCUCAGGCUGGUGGUGGGACACUGCAGGAGGAUGCAGGAGAAGAUGUUGAAGCAGCUAGCGGCCGCCGAGAGCAGGCACAGAAGGGUUAUUGCAGAUUUAGAGGAAGAGAAGAGAAGGCAUGCUGAGGAUACAGCUGAGGGAGAUGAUGUCACUUGUAUUUUAGAGAAGGAGCGAGAGCGCCUCCUACAGCAGCUGGAAUUUGAGCGUACAAAAGUGUCGCGCAUGGAGAAGGAGAACCGGCGCCUGCAUGAGCAGCUGGAAGACGAGCGUGGGCAACAGAAGCAACUGCUGUUGGCUCUGGGGCGUGAGUGCAAGCGCUCAGCCUCGCGUGCCCACCAGGAGGCACAGCGCGCUGCUGAGCUCAGCCGGCGGCUGGAACGGGAGCGCGCUGCCACUCAGGCCCUGCAGGCUGAGCUGGUUGAAGAGAGGAGGUGUGGCAUGCAGAUGGAGGCGCAGAGGGAGGAGCUGCUUGCCGAGUUCGACACGGAGCGCGAGCAGCUGGCGCUGCGGUUCAGGAGGGAGGAGGCACGCAGCGGCCGCCUCCAGGAAGAACUAGAGAAGCUGAGGGAGGAGGUGCCAAGGCUUAUGGGGGAGGAGGGAAGGGCAGAGUCAGGCAGGCUGGGGGGCGAUGAUGCUGUGGCGGGGUUUGGGGAGACACCAGGUCCAAGCCAGGUGAAGGUGAACGGCCACUGCACUACUGUAGUAGAUGGAGGGAGUGGCGAGAAGCGGGAGGAAGAAAUUGGGGAGGGAAACAAAGCUUCUCUUCCUGCCUUUAGUCCCGGCCACAGUGCACUGACCAAUGGGAGCUCGCCAUUGCUUGCUAAUCAGAUUACUGAUAGCCUAUCAUGCUGCAGCCCAGGCUCCUCCUCCCCAAACCCACAGUCUGCCUACCAGGCUGGCAUCCACCAACGUUUCCAUGCGGCACGCCACAAGUUCCAGUCCACUGCAGAGCAAGACCCGCAGUCUGGCGUUCAUCUUCCCUGCUCCCCACGUGACCUUUCCCUUUACACUAUACCAGCCCCUCCACCAGAGGGGAGCACCUCCAAACAGGCAGCCCGCAACACUGUUACACAGGCCCUGAGUCGCUUCAGCUCCCAUCAAGGCCCCAGCAAAGCAGCCACCUCCAACAGCUCAGGCUUCGGCACAGACUACCGCACCAUGGCCCCACCCGGAGCCCUCUCUCCAGGAGUUCGCUCCCCAACUAUCCCCAGAGCAGAGAGGGGCAACCCACCUCCUAUCCCACCUAAGAAACCAGGUCUGGCUGAGACCCCGCCCUCCCCAGCCACCCUCCGAGCAGCCCCUUUGGCUCAGAUGUCAGCCAACUGUGGCCAUAAAACUACGUCUGAUAACACCAAAGAGCCAGACCUGUUGAUGUCCUCCAGUGGCUAGCUAACAGCUUGACAGUGCAAACUUCAUGCCAUGAUAAUAUAAUAACACAUAAAUAUGUCCAUUUGACACAGACUGCUGAUCUUCUGUGUGUUGGUACUUUGGGACUCUUCCCAACAUUAACAGACUGAAAACUUUAAGAUAUUGUUGAGCUUUUUUGUCAGCGUGAACAUUCUUCACCUUACCAUUUACUAUGUUUUUUUGCAUAUGAUUUUGAGUCAAAGGCUUGUAUGUUUUAUAAGGUCCUCUAUGAGUAACCCGUUUAUCAGUUCUUCUUAAAGCUCAGCUUAAUAGCACAACUUUUUUAUGAACAAAGUUGAAUAUUUAUAACUGGAUAUUACCCCUGCCCAAAUGUUUUUUAGUUUAUACACUGUAAUGUUUGUAACAGAUUGCAUGUGUGGACAGACAUGCUUUUUCACAACAUUUUUGCAUAAGUGUAUCUAUGAAAUAUUAAUUGCCAACUAUUAACUCUCAAGUUCUCCUUCAGUUUUUCUUUCAGUGCUUUAAAUAUUAGAUUACAUGAUGAUGCAUGACUUUACUAUCAUAUUUGAUUAGGUUAAUCUCAGAGAUUUAUUCAUAUUAGUGUAUUAUUUUUGUGAUACACUUUGCUGGUAGUGGUUUAAUCUUUUCACUGGUCGCACAAUAUUCUUUAAUAUCAGUGCUUGUAUUAAUUGUAUAUGAGUUAUAAAAAAAAUUAUAUUUAGUACUCCUCUGCAUAUUAAAUAGACCUACUCCGUCACGCCCUUGGGAAAGAAUGGGGGAUAUGACUGGAUUCUGUGCAGCAGAAUGUGCUUUUCUGAGCAUAUCACAGAUGUCAUAUUUAGGAUAAUUCCAUGUCCCAUUAAAAAAAAGAUUUAGACAAAAAACAGUGGAAUGAUACAUGUCAAACAUGCAUACUGGUAAGUAGCUGAUUGGUUGUUAGUCUGUUAUGCCAGAAUCUUUUUUAACUACCAUUUUAUAUUAUCUCCUUCUCUUUUAUAAAUAGUUUAUUUUUGUAACAUUAAAUAAAAAGGUAAUAGUUUUACACAGA